Messenger RNA from Hyaloperonospora brassicae, 1815 nucleotides. NCBI's taxonomy places the organism in Eukaryota, Oomycota, Peronosporomycetes, Peronosporales, Peronosporaceae. The record is from the annotation of a GenBank genome assembly.
AUGGCGGACAACGACGCGGCCGGCUUUGCGGCGUUUAUGGCGACGGUGGACAGUGACGCGUCGCAGUCGGUAGCGGCUGAGCAGCAGGACGAGUACCAGUACGAGGAGCAGCAGGAGCGGAAAGCCAUGAUGAAGAGCUACCACCACCCGAUGAAGCAGUGGUUUAGGCAGAGACCGCAGCUGGAGGCCAAGUACGGAGUGUUUCCGUUGUUCUGGCAAGAGCUCGAGACGUGGGAGCCGUAUCGCGAAGUGCUGAAGGCGUACAUUAAGUUUACCGAUCAUGGAGACGACAGGGAGAGUGCAGAGAAGCGAGAGAACAAGGAGGAGACGUCAAAGGCAGAAGGUGCCGCUGGAGACGGCAUUGCGGAGACGGAAGAACAGCCAAAGAAACGACGCAAAAGUCGGUGGGGAGACCCGGUCGAGCCUGCAGCAGACAGCAAUGGCGAGAAGAAGAGGAAAAAGUCCCGCUGGGCUCCUGCAUCUAGCGCCUCUUCGGCAGUAGCCGGUCUGCUCAAUCAGAAGCAGCAGCAAACUGUCGUGCUCCGUGCUCAGCUCGAGAGCAUCAGCCAGAAAAUAAAGACAGUGGCUCAGGACGCUGCGCUGGCAAAGAAAGACCCGAACCGCUCUCCGUCGCCGGCACCGCAGUACGACUCGACUGGAAAGUGCAUCAACACGCGUGAAGUGCGCAUGAAAGCUGCACUGGAAAAGCGCCGGCGUGAAACGAUUGAUCAGCUGCUGAAGAUCAACCCGUUGUUUCGACCGCCAGCAGACUACACGCGUCAGAAACUGAACCGCAAGAUUUACAUUCCGUACCGAGACUUUCCGUCGUACAAUUUCAUCGGUCUGAUCAUCGGACCUCGUGGCAAUACGCAAAAACGCAUGGAGCGAGAAACCAACUGCAAGAUUGCUAUUCGUGGCAAGGGCUCUGUAAAGGAAGGCAGCAAGGGCAAGAAGAUGAACGCCGAUGAGGAUGAUGACUUGCACGUGCUCAUCACAGGUGACCGUGAAGAGGAUCUUGACAAGGCAGCGAAGGAGGUGCAGAGCUUGUUAGUGCCAGUGGACGACACAAAAAACUCGCACAAGCAGAAGCAACUGCGUGAAUUGGCCCUUAUCAACGGUACACUCCGAGACGACGACUAUUGCCAUAUUUGUGGCGAAAAAGGUCAUCGACAAUGGGAGUGCCCCAAUCGUGAUGCUCAUCGUACAUUCAAGGCAGUGAACGUCAAGUGUGCUAUAUGUGGUGACUCUAGUCACCCGACUCGCGAUUGUACUCAGAAGAAGUCCGUUGAAGAGAGCGCUGCAAUUGACAAAGAAUAUCAGCAGUUCAUGCAGCAGCUCGGUGAAGCACCUAUCAUUUCGACGGCUACAAAGGUGAAAACGCCAGAGGUAGCGACGACAACUCCGGCUGUGUCAGCACCAUGGCUGCAACCAGCAAAGGUUUCUUCAAGCGCGACCACACAGCCUUGGAUGAUGAAGCAAUCUGUUGGAGCACCGGGUACAGCUAGCGCUCCAGGUGUGCAAGCGCCUCGACCGGCCACUAUGGGCUCUACUCCAGCAACAGCGUUCCCACCCCCGGUCGCGCCGGUUGGUGGAUACGAUUACCAAGCGCAAGGACAGGAUUGGGGGCAGCACGGAUGGAAUGGUGGGUACAAUUCGUAUUACGGGACCUGGAAUCAAAGUACACCGGGCGCCGACUAUCAGGCGUACGGUCACUUUGGGCCUCCUGCGGGUGGCGCGGAUGCGAAUACUGGCACACCUCGAGCUAGUGGAGCAGACCAACACCAAUACGCGUCCCACGGCAACCCGCCGCAAUAA